AUGCCGGGCUUGGCCGUGGCCUGCAAGGUGCCCAUAAGCCGGUUGCGCGGUGUUCAAGUCGCUCGGCAGGCUGGCCGGGCAUGGUCACAUGCUUUAGACCGGCCGGUUGCGACGCAGUGGCGCAGGCUCGCAACGCAAAGCCAAGGCCGCCGCAAUGCAGCGCUUUGCCCCGCACGCUUGGGCCUACGACGAGCGGUGACGGUGGCCCCGGCGCCAGAAGCUGUUGAGCUUGCUCUGCUGCCUGCAAGACCGGAGCAGGUGCAAAGUUGGGUGCAACGGUUUGGCGCUGUGGUGGCCCGAUGGCCGGUAUUGACAGCUGUGCUGUCUUGCAGCAUCAAGGCGGCAUUAGCGGAUUUGGCCGUGCAGGUGCUGAUCGAACGUCGAGAGAAGCUUGACAAGCAGAGGAACUUCCUGUUCAUGGGGUUUGGAGGACUCGUACAGGGAGGCUUCCAGUAUUUUCUGUGGAACGUCAUUUUCGAACGAAUUUGGCCGGGAAGAAGCAAGCUCGCCAGCUUCUGCAAGUUGGCUGCUACAAACUUCAUCUCCGACCCGUUCUUUCUUUUUCCCUCUUUCUAUGUCAUGAAGGAGGCUGCAAAGGCGCAGACGAUCAGCGAAGCACUGGCCGCAGCAUUCACGAAGUACCGUGCAAACUGCGUCCAGGACUGGAUGAUGAGCUGGAUGGUGUGGCUGCCAGGGCAUUACGUGACUUACUUCUGGCUACCACUCCACUUGCGAGUGCCCUGGGUGGCCCUGGCAUCCUUCAGCUACAUCGGUGCCCUCAGCUACGUCAGGGGUGGCUCCGGGGAUAAGACCAACUCCUGA
This is a messenger RNA of Symbiodinium sp. CCMP2592, 822 nucleotides long. The record is from the annotation of a GenBank genome assembly. Lineage: Eukaryota; Dinophyceae; Suessiales; Symbiodiniaceae.